Messenger RNA from Lotus japonicus, 1383 nucleotides. RefSeq names its product mitochondrial import receptor subunit TOM40-1-like. NCBI's taxonomy places the organism in Eukaryota, Viridiplantae, Streptophyta, Magnoliopsida, Fabales, Fabaceae. The transcript has 11 exons. Gene Ontology annotation, biological process: protein import into mitochondrial matrix. The record is from RefSeq and is a predicted model, not a curated record. Gene Ontology annotation, molecular function: transmembrane protein transporter activity. The coding region runs from base 160 to 1071 and encodes 303 amino acids. Gene Ontology annotation, cellular component: mitochondrial outer membrane translocase complex; mitochondrial outer membrane.
GUGGCAUUAGCAUUUAGCGUAAGAGAAGAAAAACUAGGGUUUUAGCAGUCGUCGAAGAUUUGUUUGGAGAGGGGUUUUAGAAAUUUUCUGAAUCUUCCCCUCUCUCUCUCUCUCUCUCAUCAUUCCCAAACCCUAUCUCUCUCUUUCUCCUCCGUAGCAAUGGCGACCGUGCCUCCUCCCACCGCCACCAAGCCCGAUGAGAAAACCGAUUACUUCAACCUUCCUUGUCCCAUUCCCUUCGAAGAGCUCCACCGUGAAGCCAUGAUGUCUUUGAAGCCUGAUCUUUUCGAGGGUAUGCGUUUUGAUUUCACCAAGAUGCUCAAUCAGAAAUUCUCCCUCAAUCACAGUGUGUUGAUGGGACCUACUGAGAUUCCUUCUCAGUCGACCGAGACUAUUAAGAUUCCUACCGCGCACUAUGAGUUUGGCUCAACCUUCAUUGAUCAUCCUAAGUUGUUGCUAUGGGGGAGAGUCAUGACUGAUGGCAGGCUGAAUGCAAGGGUCAAGUGUGAUUUGUCUGAAAAUGUCACUUUUAAAGCCAAUGCUCAGCUUUCGAACGAGCCACACAUGUCUCAUGGAAUGAUGAACUUCGAUUACAAGGGAUCAGACUACAGGUCUCAGUUUCAAUUUGGAAAUGGCGCUUUGCUUGGAGCAAGCUACAUUCAGAGCGUGACCCGCAAUUUAUCACUGGGCGGUGAGGUAUUUUGGGCUGGUCAGCAUCGUAAGUCUGGUGUUGGUUUUGCUACUCGCUACAACACUGAUCAAAUGGUUGCUACAGGGCAAGUUGCUAGCACUGGAAUGGUUCUUUUAAGCUAUGUUCAGAAGGUGUCUGAGAAGGUUUCUCUAGCUUCUGAGUUGAUGUGUAACUACUUGUCAAGAGAUGUCACUGCUAGCUUUGGUUAUGACUACAUCCUUAGACAGUGCCGUCUUAGGGGAAAGGUUGAUUCCAAUGGCUGUGUCGGGGCUCUUCUGGAGGAGCGGUUAAAUAUGGGUCUCAAUUUUAUUCUUUCUGCAGAGCUUGAUCACAAGAAAAAAGACUACAAAUUUGGAUUUGGUUUGACUGUUGGGGAAUAACUUAGCAAGGACUAGAGCUGUGUUUCCAUUGCUGUAGCCAGCUUAGCAAGCUUUCUUGGUUCUUUUUCCUUGUUGGAGACUUUUAUUUUUUCUGAAAAAAGAGAUAACAGAGGAAGCAUCAUUGUGUCGGGAAACACAAUUUAUAAUGCACGAGUUGCUGGAGAAAUUUUAGUAGUCAUCGAUUUAUUUGGAAACUUGCCGAGAAAAUCUGAAUUAUUUCGAACUCUUGCCCUGUUUUCCCUUGAGGGGGAUGUAGAGUGAUAUCUUAUCAAUCCAUAUUGUCAGUUUCAAUUUCAAUAAUGCUUCUAGUAA